AUGCGCCGCGUUGCGCCUCCGAGGUCAAUGCGUGCCAAUGCAGCAGCUCGGCUUCUCCUUUGUGCGGCCGUCGCGCUUGCCACCGCCGCAGAUUGCUCCUUCUCUUCCGCCAACCACCCACUUCCGCGGCAACAAGCCCCGAAGCGCCGCGUGCCUCCCCUUGCUCGGCCGAUCCGCGCCCAGCGCUCGCUCCUCAAGCACGCCGCCACCGCCGCGGCGGCCAAUUCCGAACACACUGGCGGCGGCGCUGCCCCAAGGCCCGUGGCUUUGGAGGCAACGCAACCAAUCGGCUUGCAGGUCCACGCUGGUCUGCCGCACGCGCAGACGCCCAUUCAUGAGUGCAAAGCGGCGUGGGGCGCGUGGGAGGGCAACAGCAACGGCACCACUGCGUGCUCUGCGUGGCCGGGCGUGACAUGCAGCCCUAACGGACUGGUCAUCGCAUUGGAUUCAAAGGCCGUGGCGGUGGAUGGCAGCGCCGCCAUACCUGCCUCCAUCACCAACCUCGCUGCUCUGCAGUACCUGGAUCUCACUAACAAUCAGCUGGUGGGGCCCAUCCCAUCCCUCGCAAGUCUAAGCAGGCUCACCCUCCUGUACGUGCCCCGCCUCCACCGUGGCCCAUUCAGUGCACUGCGCUGCUUCUCUCCUUUGCAUCCAACGAUUCUUUUUGGCCUUUUUUGCUCGGUGCUCAAGGAGUUGAUGUUUCAUUCUGCCGCUUCUCUGCACGUGUGGCAUGGCCGGCUGCAUGUGUGGACACUCAGCUCACUCACCAAUACCACGGGGGAGAUACCCAGGGAGAUCAGAUACCUCACGGCCCUCACUGCUCUAAACGUGAUCGGGGAUGAGCCGAGGCGGCAGGGGUUGUUGUCGGAUGACAUCUCGCACCUCACAGCGCUCACCAGCCUAUUUCUCUCCGGAAACAACCUGGAGGGCUACGUGCCUAAAAGCUUCUCCUCUCUCCUCAACCUGCAGCACCUCGCUGCUCUUUCUGCCCCCUUCCACUGCAGAGACCUCACGCACAAUUAUCUGUCUGGUUCCAUCCCCCGUGCCUUCACCACCAACAUCCAGAGCAUCCCCACCCCUCUCUGCCCUGCUUUCUUGCACUCAUUACCUGCAUCCCAUAAAAUUGCCCCUUUGCUCUCUGCCCUCAUUUACCUGCCUGGUUCCAUCCGCCUCUCUCCCUCUCUCCAUGCCGCAACUCUCUCUGCGUGCCCUGCUGGGCGGCCCACCUGUGUCUGCAGGCAGCUGUCCAGCAAUGAGUUCACAGGCGGCAUUCCCGGCACCUUCACCCGCCUCACUGCCAUGAAUGUGCUGUACGCCUCACCGCCAUGGGAUUGA
Molecule: messenger RNA, 1335 nt
Organism: Closterium sp. NIES-65
Lineage: Eukaryota; Viridiplantae; Streptophyta; Zygnematophyceae; Desmidiales; Closteriaceae
Source: the annotation of a GenBank genome assembly